AUGGUUGCUCGGAAGUUCCAAGUUCAGCACAAUGGCUCCACUUUCGAUCUUGACUACGACACCGAUGAUGGCUUCGAAGUCCUCAAGUUCCAGCUUUUCUCUCUCACCUCAAUUCCUCCUGAUGAACAAAAGAUAUUUGGAGGAGACGAUGAAAGAACUGUAUCGGAUGAUUCUGAUCUUGAGAUGAUUUCUCAUAAAUUGCGGUUAUUGUCAAUCGAUGAGGUUGAAAAGGAAAAAACGGAACCUGAUUUUGCAAAAUCCGAUGAAGAGUUAGCUCGGUUGCUGCAGGCAGAAGAAGAAGCACUAAUGAUGCAACAAUUUGUUGCAAGUGAAAAUAAGGAGCAGGUCGAGCAGAGGAUACGGCCUUAUGUUGAUCAAGUUCUAAUGUAUGAAGAUCCACAUAGACAGGAGGCAGCCCGAAAAACUGUACCUGUGGACAAACUAGAGGAGAAAGCACUGAUUGCCUUGGCCAGGGAGGGAAACUUCAAACCAACAAAAAAUGAACAAGAUCACGCGUUUCUGCUGCAGCUUCUGUUCUGGUUCAAGCAAUCAUUCAGGUGGGUAAAUGCUCCUCCUUGCGACAGUUGCAACAAUGAGACAGUAAGUCAAGGGAUGGGAAUAGCUAAUCCAUCAGAAUCACUUUACGGAGCUUCUCGAAUUGAACUUUAUCGCUGCAAGUUAUGCUCAAAUGUAACUCGCUUCCCAAGAUACAAUGACCCAAUGAAGCUUUUGGAAACAAGGAAGGGACGCUGCGGGGAGUGGGCUAAUUGCUUCACCCUCUAUUGUCGAGCCUUUGGCUAUGAAUCUCGGUUGAUCUUGGAUUUCACUGAUCAUGUUUGGACAGAAUGCUUCUCGUCAUAUUUAGGAAGAUGGAUGCAUCUUGAUCCCUGUGAGGGAAUAUUUGACAAUCCACUGUUAUAUGAGAAGGGCUGGAAUAAGAAGUUGGACUACGUAAUUGCUAUAGCCAAAGAUGGAGUCUAUGAUGUCACUAAGCGUUAUACAAGGAAGUGGCAUGAUGUUCUGUCUAGAAGAGUCAUGACUACAGAAUCUACUCUUGCAGCUAUUAUCUUCAAUAUCACAAGAGAAUGUCGUAAAAACAUCAUGCCUGAGAUGCUUAUAAAUCUUGAUAAACGUGAUAGGAGUGAAACAGAAGAACUUGAGAGGAGCUUGUUUUCUAAAGAUGAUACUUCAAUCUCUUUACCCGGAAGACAAAGUGGGGACAGAGAAUGGCGCAUAUCAAGAUCUGAAUUUGUCUCUGAUGACCAAUACGCUUUGAGUUCAUCUUGUCCAGUUCGUAGAUGUGUAGACGAGCAUGUGACAGAGAUAUACAAUGCAUUUUUUCCAGUCGUUUGUGAAUUAAUAGAGAAAUCUUUGGAUAAAUCUAGAGCUAUUGAACUCAUAGAAAGUUUCAAAAGGAUUUUGGUUAAUCUCAAGAAUUCCCCUUUCAAAAGAAGGAGAACUACUAUAAAUGCUGUAUCAAAUGGUGCUCGAUUGUUUAUUGAGAUGCUUCCCCUUUUUGCUCAAUUGUUGGAUGCCCUUUCGCUGAAGAGGGAGUCGGGUGUCAAGGGGAUAACUGAAAUUUGUUUGGCUUCUGAUCCUGUAAAAACGUCUGUUGCUCUGCCAGUUGUGUUUCAUGCCCUCGAUGAUUUAAUUUAUAAUAUUAAUACUUGUGGGAAGUUGACUAAAGAGUCUCUAUCUUGGCCUCUUCUGAAGUUGAAUAGAAUAUGUUCUGGUUUUGUCCUUGCAAGUGGGGAGGAGCUUCCUUUUGGAAUUGUCACAUCUGCAUUUGAUGGAACUCGAAUGUCAAAGUGGAAAGAACCAAAUGGUGCAACAGGUUGCUGGAUCAUAUAUAAGUUAAUUGAUAACCAGAUGCAUGAGCUAGUGGCAUAUGAAUUGAUGUCAGCCAAUGAUGCUCCAGAGGCAGAUCCUAUGGACUGGGUCGUUGAAGGAAGUGACGAUGGAGGCUCCAGUUGGCACAUUUUGGACAAACAAAUUUCUCAGACGUUUGAUACACGCUUCCAGCGAAAAACAUUUGAAGUCAAAUCACACAAAUUGUUAGCAAAUGCCUUCAGGUUUAGGUUUCUAGUAGUUCGAGAUGCAAAAGCAACUUCACAGCUUCAAAUAGGCAGUAUUGACCUCUACGCAAGAAAGUCUGGAUAG
Messenger RNA from Fraxinus pennsylvanica, 2160 nucleotides. NCBI's taxonomy places the organism in Eukaryota, Viridiplantae, Streptophyta, Magnoliopsida, Lamiales, Oleaceae. The record is from the annotation of a GenBank genome assembly.